Molecule: messenger RNA, 2085 nt
Organism: Triticum turgidum subsp. durum (durum wheat)
Lineage: Eukaryota; Viridiplantae; Streptophyta; Magnoliopsida; Poales; Poaceae
Source: the annotation of a GenBank genome assembly
AUGGCGAUCGAGACGGAGCCCGCCGCGCCGCCCGGCCUCCUGGGCCCCCCGGUAGUGCGCGGCGCGCGCCCGCCCGCCGACCCCGCGUCGCACCCCUUCCUCGACCUCCUCGACGCGGCCAUCAAGGCGGCGCUGACGCUGACACCAUGGCGGGCACGGGCGCUGACGCCGUGGCGGGCGCUCACGGAGAACUACUCGCUUGCGUACGCCAACUCGGGCAACCCCUGCCUCGACUUCUUCUUCCAGGUGGUGCCCGACACGCCAGCCGAGCGCGUGCGCGGCCUGCUCGCCGCCGCCUGGGCCCACGACGCGCUCACGGCGCUCAAGCUCGCCUGCAACCUCCGCGGCGUCCGCGGCACCGGCAAGUCGGACAAGGAGGGCUUCUACGCGGCCGCACUCUGGAUGCACGAGCACAACCCCCGGACGCUCGCCUGCAACAUCGCCGCGCUCGCCGAGUUUGGCUACCUCAAGGACUUCCCCGAGCUGCUCUUCCGCCUCAUCCACGGCCCCGACGUGCGCAAGGUUGCCAAGGCGGCCGCCGAGGCCGAGAAAGCGCGGAAGAAGGAGAAGGCGCUCGGCCACAGGCGGGCGGCCCUCCGCACCAGGUUGGCCAGCCGGCGGAGAAGGAGAAGGCUGCCGCCGUUGCCACCCAAGCCCACCUUCGGCGAUUUCCUCGCGGCUGCGCUCUGGAAAUCCAUGCAGAGCAAGGCCCUAGUGGUUGAGGCCGUCCCUGUCUCCGUCGCGGUCCCGGAGGCACAGAAGCCGGAGGUGAUGGAGGUGGAUCAGAAGAAGACCUCCCCACGUAAGCCGGAGAUGUCCAAGAAGGUCCGGAAGGUUGCCAAGCUCGCCGUGCAGUCGCUGAAGACGUACUACGGCGACCGGGCAUACCGUUUCCUGUUCGACGCCGUCGCAGACUUCUUCGCCGCGCUCCUCACCUCGGACCUCGAACAGCUUUCCCACGACGGGAAGACGAUGAAGAUCGGGCUCGCCGCCAAGUGGUGUCCCACGCCGGGCUCGUCGUUCGACCGCACCACGCUGCUCUGCGAGGCCAUCGCUCGUCGCCUCUUCCCGCGCGACUCUGACCCCGAGUACGCCCAACUCUCGGACGAGCACUACACGUACUGCGCCCUCCACCGCCUCCGCCGUCAGGUGCUCGUGCCGCUGCGCAAGGUCCUGAAGCUUCCGGAGGUGUACAUGAGCGCGCAGCGGUGGUCCGAGCUCCCCUACACUCGAGUGGCCUCGGUGGCCAUGAGGCGCUACAAGUUCCUGUUCAAGAAGCACGACGAGGUGCGCUUCGGCAGGUACCUGGAUGACGUGAAGGCCGGCAAGGCCAAGAUCUCGGCGGGCGCGCUCCUGCCACACGAGAUCGCCGCGGCCGCACUCCGUGGCCAGGAGGACGACGUCUCGGAGCUUCAGUGGCGCCGCAUGGUGGAGGACCUCCGCUCCAAGGGGUUGCUGCGCAACUGCAUCUCCGUCUGCGACGUGUCCGCCAGCAUGGAUGGCAAGCCGAUGGAGGUGUGCAUCGCGCUGGGGGUGCUCACGUCGGAGCUCAGCGAGAGGCCGUGGAAGGGCAAGGUGAUCACGUUCCAUUCAAGGCCCUCGAUCCACCUGAUCAAAGGCAAUACCCUGCGGGAAAAGAUGAAGUUCGUGGAGCGCUUGGAGUGGGGCGGGAGCACCAACUUCCAAGGGGUGUUUGACCAGAUCCUCUGCACGGCCGUGGACGCCGGACUCGCGCCGGAGAAGAUGAUCAGGACCGUGUUCGUGUACAGCGACAUGGAGUUCAACAUGGCGUCAGGCGCCUACUACGGCGGGGAACCGUCGUGGGACAGUGACUACGAGGUGAUCUGCAAGAAGUUCAGGGCCGCCGGCUACGGCGACGUGGUGCCGCAGAUCGUCUUCUGGAACCUGCGCGACUCCAGUUCGAUGCCGGUGACGUCGACCCAGCCCGGGGUGGCCAUGGUGAGCGGCUUCUCCAAGAACAUCCUCAAGAUCUUCCUGCAGAAUGACGGCGUGGUGAACCCCGAGGCCAUCAUGAUGCAGGCCAUCGCCGGCGACGAGUACCAGAAGCUGGCCGUGUUCGACUAG